This is a messenger RNA of Periophthalmus magnuspinnatus, 3441 nucleotides long. It is a transcript of the gene gfpt1, whose product is annotated as glutamine--fructose-6-phosphate transaminase 1. Bases 96 to 2144 code for a protein of 682 amino acids. The record is from RefSeq and is a predicted model, not a curated record. Lineage: Eukaryota; Metazoa; Chordata; Actinopteri; Gobiiformes; Gobiidae. Gene Ontology annotation, biological process: fructose 6-phosphate metabolic process; carbohydrate derivative biosynthetic process; protein N-linked glycosylation. Gene Ontology annotation, molecular function: L-glutamine:D-fructose-6-phosphate transaminase (isomerizing) activity; carbohydrate derivative binding. The transcript is spliced from 19 exons.
GCAGAUCCUGUUCCGUGGUUACUGCGGAGGCACAACUCAAGUGACAGGCGUUCCCCGCAGCCACACUAUUCAGCUACACCAGUCCAGAAGCCAACAUGUGUGGAAUUUUUGCCUAUCUCAACUACCAUGUGCCAAGGACUCGCAAAGAGAUCCUUGAGAUCCUUCUCAAAGGCUUGCGGCGUCUGGAGUACCGAGGUUAUGAUUCUGCUGGUGUGGGCAUUGAUUCUGGAAACAGCAAAGAAUGGGAAUCAAAUGCAAAAUGUAUUCAGCUGAUUAAGCAACGUGGAAAAGUAAAGGCUCUGGAUGAGGAGAUUCACAAGCAGCAGGAUCUGGACCUUGAUGUUGAGUUUGAUGUUCAUCUUGGCAUUGCACACACCCGAUGGGCCACUCACGGAGUGCCAAGCCCAGUUAACAGCCAUCCACACAGAUCAGACAAGAGCAAUGAGUUUAUUGUCAUUCACAAUGGAAUUAUCACCAACUAUAAAGAUCUGAAGAAAUUUCUGGAAAGCAAAGGCUAUGAGUUUGAGUCAGACACUGACACAGAGAGCAUUGCUAAAUUGGUGAAGUACAUGUAUGAUAACAGAGAAAGUGACGACAUCAGCUUUCCUACUCUGGUGGAGCGAGUGAUCCAGCAACUGGAGGGAGCUUUUGCAUUGGUCUUCAAGAGUGUCCAUUACCCAGGAGAGGCAGUUGGCACAAGGAGGGGAAGUCCUUUGUUGAUGGGAGUGAGAAGCGAUCACAAGCUGUCCACUGACCACAUUCCAGUGCUGUACCGCUCCUCUGGAAAAGAUAAGAAGAGCUGCAGCGCUUUACCAAGGACAGACCAGGACACCUGCCUGUUUCCUGUUGAUGAGAAGGCUGUGGAGUACUACUUUGCUUCUGAUGCAAGUGCAGUGAUUGAACACACAAACCGGGUAAUUUUCCUGGAGGAUGAUGACGUUGCUGCUGUUAUGGAUGGCAGGCUAUCAAUCCAUAGGAUCAAACGUACAGCGGGAGACUACCCAGCCCGAGCCAUCCAGACCUUGCAGAUGGAGCUGCAGCAGAUCAUGAAAGGAAACUACAGUUCUUUCAUGCAGAAGGAAAUCUUUGAGCAGCCAGAGUCCGUGGUCAACACCAUGAGAGGAAGAGUCAAUUUUGAAAACAACACAGUGACACUUGGUGGACUGAAAGACCACAUCAAGGAGAUCCAAAGAUGCAGACGCCUGAUCCUUAUUGCUUGUGGCACCAGUUACCAUGCUGGUGUAGCGACUCGCCAGGUGCUGGAGGAACUGACUGAGCUGCCUGUGAUGGUGGAGCUAGCCAGUGAUUUUCUGGACAGAAACACUCCUGUGUUCAGAGAUGACGUCUGUUUCUUUAUUAGCCAAUCAGGUGAAACAGCCGAUACCCUGAUGGCCCUGCGCUACUGUAAAGAGAGGGGAGCCUUGACGGUGGGUAUCACCAACACAGUUGGUAGCUCCAUCUCCAGAGAGACAGACUGUGGAGUCCACAUCAAUGCAGGCCCUGAAAUUGGAGUGGCAAGUACAAAGGCCUACACCAGUCAGUUCGUUGCUCUGGUCAUGUUCGCCCUUUUGAUGUGUGACGACAGGAUUUCUAUGCAGCCAAGACGCCGGGAGAUUAUCCAGGGGCUCAGAGUGCUUCCAGAUUUGAUUAAGGACGUUCUGAGUCUGGAUCAGGAGAUCAAGAUAUUGGCAGAAGAGCUUUACCAGCAGAAGAGUGUACUUAUUAUGGGCCGAGGGUACCAUUAUGCUGCCUGCCUGGAAGGAGCAUUGAAAAUUAAGGAGAUCACCUACAUGCACUCGGAGGGUAUUUUGGCUGGAGAGCUCAAACAUGGUCCACUGGCUCUUGUGGAUAAGCUCAUGCCUGUGAUCAUGAUCAUCAUGAGAGACCACACCUACAUCAAGUGCCAGAAUGCUCUGCAGCAAGUCGUCGCCCGCCAGGGUCGCCCAAUCGUUAUUUGUGACAAAGACGAUUAUGAGACAGCGAAGAACUCGAGCCGCACCAUCCGAGUCCCGCACUGUGUGGACUGUCUGCAGGGCAUCUUGAGUGUGAUUCCUCUGCAGCUGCUCUCCUUCCACCUGGCUGUGCUCCGAGGAUAUGAUGUGGACUGCCCCAGAAACUUGGCCAAAUCAGUGACAGUGGAGUAGCCCAACAUACAGGCUGGUGGUACAGGGCGCAGAGUGCAGCAGAAUGAAGAAAUCACAGAAGGCUUUGUGUCCAGUUCAUGACACUUUUAUAGCAGUUGUUUUCUCAGUUAGAGGAAACAUUUUUAUCUGUAGUAACUCAAUGUCUAAUAUUUGGGAGUGUAUGUCAUAUUAUUGUUAAAUGUGUUGUCUAAGUGGCAAGGUCUGGGCUGACAUAGUCUUUACUUAAAACACAUUUUAGCUUUUGUCAUCUCCUCGCUGAAUGCUGGCUUUAAUUAUAAAAGCUCAAUUUUCUAAGUGCAAUGAUUUGUAAUGUCGAUUGUUUUUCUUGGCAGCUAAUUAUUGUCUUUACUCUAGUAAAUGGCCAUUUUUAAUCAUUCCAAAUGUCACAGUUGUGUUUUAUCUCAACAUGUUUCUGUUUUACUGACAGUACAUUUACUGUAUUUCUUUCUGAUCACCACACCAAUUAAUGUUGCCUUAUGAGUGACUUCUCUUACUGUAUAGAUGCUGUUUACAUCUUAUUUUUCUGGUCAUCUGGUCAAGGGAUUGUCUUGUUUAAUGGCGGUACUGCACAGUUAGAAUAACACAGAUUUGUGGUACUAUAUAUUUAAUUCCUUAAAAAUGUAAUUUAACUUUGUCUUGUUAUGCCUUUUCUAUGAGACCUUGUAGUAUGAAGGGUUUUAAUGGCCAUGGAAUUCUUAACAUGAAGUUACAAAAACAUUUUCAGCCCACACCUUGCCAAUGUCACAUACAUUUUGGCAACAUUGGGACCAUUUUUGUCAUCUGUUAUAUUUUAUAUAAUCGUUUUUUCUUUAAAAAAUAUUUGUUCUAUUCUUUUGGUUACUUAAAUAAGAAAUGUGAAUGUUACAUUCUAAUUUGUUGGUGUUUGCAAAGGCAACACCCCUUUUUUUUGUUUUGCAAGGUGCAAUUUCUCAAACCAAAUUAUGCUUACUUUGUAGCCAAUUUUGUGGAUGCUGAGCAGUAGUGAAGUCUCUUCAAGCCUGUUAAUGUGGCAGGUCACAUGCAGCUUUGCAUUUCUCUAGAUAAUCAAAGAAAAGAGAAACAGAAUUGAGAUAAGUGUAGCUGCUUCUAUUUUGUAUUUAAACUGUAGACACUAUGACAAUAUUCUUUUGUAAUGGUUCUGUUCCAUCAGGUUUUUUAAUUUUUUCCCACCUAUCCUGAUCCUGUCUAAUGGCUGAAACUGGGCAUGUUACUGGUAUUUGAGCUGAGUGUGGGGCUUUGGCCUCUGCUGUCUGAGCUUUAAGAUGAUGAAGGGCACUGAUGAAAUAAAGUGUCAAAA